Molecule: messenger RNA, 2984 nt
Organism: Pseudopodoces humilis (Tibetan ground-tit)
Lineage: Eukaryota; Metazoa; Chordata; Aves; Passeriformes; Paridae
Source: RefSeq, a predicted model, not a curated record
UUUGGGAAGCCGCGCAGCUCGCUCAUCCCAGCCCCGUAGUUCGGAGGGAGUGUGUCAUGUUACAGGGGAGCCGCGAUCAGCCAGAGCACAACGUCGCCGGAGCAGCUGAGAAUUACCUCUCUCUAAUGGGGACUUUCAUGUGCAAGCUCCUGGCCAGUCUGCGAAGGAACUGAAACUGACAGCUUAGAAAGAAUCAAAAACCUACCAGCGAACCAAAAGACUGAAAUUCAGGAAGAAAAAAACCGAACCAAACAAAAAAACUUGAUCAGAUUAUUUUUUCCCCCCCUCGCACUCUUUGCUGCAGUUGGAUCCCUUUUUUCUGCACCCCUUUUAUGACAGGGAGGGAAUGUUGGAGGAGAAGAGCUGGAAAGGCGUCGACGAAGCAGCUUUUGACAGGGGGUGUGUGGCUCCCCCCAGGAGCGGCGAUGGGGAGAGAUGCUGCCGCCUCCCUCUCCUGCUGGGCUCGGGGCUGCCCGGCGUCUCCCUGCUCUCUCUGGUGCUGAGCCUCCUGCUGUACUUUCGGACCUCCGAUCUGCAGUCCCGGGUGUCCCACUUGGAAGCGGACAGACCCACACAGCUCCCUGCCUGGCUCUCAGCAGACCAAAUGGAGACAGCUAUUUUGGGAAGAGUUGACCAACUGCUCAAUGAGAAAUUAAAGUUCCACUUGCCAAGACAUCGAGAAGUUCGAGACACACACCAGCGAUGCAACUGCCCGGCAGGUCCGCCUGGAGACAAAGGUGCGAUGGGAAUCCCUGGGCGGCCGGGACUAAAAGGGCAAUCCGGAGAGAAGGGUGCUCCAGGAGAAGCUGGCAUGUCUAUCAUCGGGCCCCGCGGUCCACCCGGACAGCCUGGAACAAGAGGUUUUCCUGGAUUCCCGGGCCCUAUUGGCUUGGAUGGCAAACCGGGCCAUCCUGGACAGAAGGGAGAGAUGGGUGCUGCAGGUCCCAGGGGACAACCUGGACCCCCAGGACAAAAAGGAGAGAAGGGUCAGUGUGCAGAGUACCCGCACAGGGAAUACCUAAGUACCACACUUGCAGCCCUGCGCUCUAACCAGAUCCUUACGCUGAAGGGUGAACAAGGACAAGCGGGGAUCCAAGGUCCCCCAGGGCCCCCUGGUCCGCCAGGGCCUGCUGGACCAGCUGGACCCGAAGGAAUCCCAGGACGUCCUGGGCCAAUUGGACCCCCUGGCAGAGCAGGAGAACCUGGAAAACCUGGCAGAGAUGGAAAGGGCUUACCUGGGCCUCCUGGACCAAAGGGAGACGCUGGGAUUCAGGGAUACCCUGGCAGAAAGGGCGCUCCUGGGAUGGCUGCCGCAGGGAUGAAGGGCGAGCCUGGGACUCCAGGAGAAAAGGGAGAUUCUGGAGUCCCAGGGAGGAUGGGCCCCCCAGGUUUGCCAGGGAAGAGGGGGCAGCGGGGUGAGAAGGGACGAGCUGGUGACCCUGGGCUUCCUGGACUCCCUGGCCCAAAGGGAGAGAAGGGAAUUGCUGAGAAUGCUUUGGUGGGAGCUAAAGGAGAACCUGGCCCUCCAGGUCUGCCUGGACCCCCUGGACCAAAGGGAGAAGCUGGUGAUGUUGGUCAGCCUGGUGCUGCAGGAUCACAGGGAGAAAAGGGGGAACGUGGUUCACCGGGAGACCAGGGACCCAUGGGCCCAAGGGGCCCCAAAGGAGAGCCUGGGAAGGAUGAAAUGAUGGACUAUGAUGGGAACAUCAGCGAAGCUCUCCAGGAAAUAAGAACUUUGGCCUUGAUGGGACCCCCAGGACGUCCAGGUGUGGCUGGACCUCCAGGGCCACCAGGACAGAAGGGUGAGAUUGGCUUGCCAGGUCCUCCAGGCCACGAUGGAGAAAAGGGACCACGUGGCAAGCCUGGAGAAAUGGGCCCCCCUGGCCCUCAUGGGCUGCCAGGAAAGGAUGGACCUCCUGGAAUAAAGGGAGAGCCAGGCAACAUCGGGGUCAGAGGAGAAAAGGGCGAUAAGGGAGAGCCAGGACAAGCAGGCUCACCGGGUCUAGAUGGCCCCACUGGAGAGAAGGGCGAACGAGGUGACCAAGGGAUACCAGGACCAUCAGGAUUGCCAGGGCCCAUUGGACUUCCAGGACUGACAGGAGAGAAGGGUGAGCCUGGGGAGCGUGGAGACAAAGGAAAUCCAGGAGAAUCGAUAUCUGGGCCCCCUGGACCCCAAGGCCCUCCAGGACCUCCGGGUCUUCAGGGCAUUCCCGGACCCAAGGGGGAAGCAGGGAUUGAUGGAGUGAAAGGAGAGAAGGGUGCCCAGGGUGAAAAAGGAGACAGAGGGCCACUGGGAUUACCCGGUAUUCCAGGACCAGUUGGGGUUUCGGGACCAGCAGGACCAAAAGGAGAAAGGGGCAGUAAAGGAGAUCCUGGAGUUGCAGGACCAAUGGGGCCAGCAGGGCUUCCUGGUUUACAAGGUCUACCUGGUGACAAGGGAGUCCGGGGGGAGAGGGGCAAGAAAGGCUCUAGAGGGUCUAAAGGGGAUAAGGGAGACCAAGGAGCACCUGGAUUAGAUGCACCCUGUCCGUUGGGGGAAGAUGGCCUUCCAGUUCAAGGCUGCUGGAAUAAGUGAUGAUUCUAACCCUGGACUGACCUGUGUGUGUUACUGUACAUAGAAUAUUUAUUUUUAUACGGUGUUCUUCUCUGAAAUGCCAAAAGUUAAGCAUUUUUACAAAUUAUCAAAAAGUGGCAUAUUUUUUUGUACAGAAAAUACUAGAUUUCCCUUUUUCCCCAUUUGUCAGUUCUCUGUAUGAUCCUAUGUCUGCAUUAUGCUUAUUUUGUCAUGGAGUACAGCUGUAAUAUUUACAUGGUAUUUGUGCACACAUGAUGAUGAUAUAGGAGCUUAAUAAAUUAUUGCAUUAAAAGUGCCCAAAGGAGCUGCCCUGUAUAGAUUUAAAGGUCAUUUUCAUUUUUCAAGCUGGAUCAUUCAAGAAUAUUUCAAAAUAUUAUGUAUUUUUUAUUAAAGUGAAAUAUUAACACUU